This is a messenger RNA of Magallana angulata, 3643 nucleotides long. Its product is annotated as DNA polymerase III PolC-type-like. Lineage: Eukaryota; Metazoa; Mollusca; Bivalvia; Ostreida; Ostreidae. Gene Ontology annotation, biological process: DNA catabolic process. The coding region runs from base 1516 to 2322 and encodes 268 amino acids. Gene Ontology annotation, molecular function: nucleic acid binding; 3'-5'-DNA exonuclease activity. The transcript has 4 exons. Gene Ontology annotation, cellular component: cytoplasm. The record is from RefSeq and is a predicted model, not a curated record.
UGUUUAGGUUUGAAAUUACAAAAUCUACAAUUUGACAUUAAGAAAAAGUCUUUGCCCUACAAAGUAUGGGACAAGAAGGGGAUCUGAAGGCUUUAUUCGAUAGCUCUUUCCCUUAAUAAAACAUCUAAGCCUUUAAAUGAAGAUUCUGUCCAGAUUCUAAAUCAUGUUUUGUUGUCUUAAGGUCUUAUCUCAUCCUAUGAAAAUCGGAGCUCGCAUAGAGAUCGUGUCUAGUUAUCAAAACUGUGUAAAUGAGUUUUCCACCUUUCCUAGCUUAGCACUAAAAAAAAACACAACACGUCCAAAGUAUCAGCGGAGAAUUCAUUACACAUGAAUGUUGGUAUUUCAGAAUAAUCACAAUUUAAUAUACUUGAAUUGAUCAGGUGAUUGGUGAAAUUUUUAGUCUUUUUAUCAGAAUACCAUACCCUUAUAGUUAUUUUUGGGGAGAAUUUUAUUCCUACUCAUAUUUUACAUUAUUAGUUACUUAAUGCAACGAUCGAGAGAAUACAAAAAGUAUUAAACUAUCAUAAAUAUUUCCAAAAAUUGAAAAAAAAAAAAAAAAAAAGACAAAUGUUCCACAACUUAGUAAGGAGUACGUAAAGGUGAGUUUAUACAAUAAUUCUAAAUUUAACAGAAUGAUCCCAAUUAUCUUAUAUCAUUAUAAGCACUGAAGCAUGAUUAAUUUUCAUAUUCAUUUAACAUGUAGGUAUAAAACUAACAUUUAUUUAUUCAUUUCUAAAUUUUAGAAUAUUCUCUUACUUUGCAACAAUUUGUUCACAAAAUGUGAUUAAUCAGUAAUAGCAAAAAAUACCCCAAAGCAAAAAAUACCAACUUUAAAUACAGUUUCACAGAUAAAAUGUUUAAUUAAAACAAUUACAAAGAUUUUAUUAAUCCUUUUAUUUGAAUGAUUUUGUCCUUGCAUGAUCCGCUUUUUUGAUGGACUUGAUUUAUUUUAUUAAUUUCAUUGGUAUUUUAAAAUAAAUAUUUUGCAUUUUUCAUAACGUUUAUAGAAACUGUACACAGAACUUCCAUACAAUUAAGUGUUAUUUUAAACAAAAUUCAAUACGAUUUCAUCGAUUUUAUCGAUUGUGUCGAUUUCAAAUUAAUUUGGCACAAAGCAUUCUUUAGGAAAUGGCUUUAAAGUUUGUUCAAACAAUGGUCAAUGUCCUCUUAAAAGAAGAGAUAAUUUGGAAAAAGUGAAAAUACUUGCUCUUCUAAACACGAACCUUCAACAAUUAAUACAACGUAUGUACAUUUGAAUGAAAACAAAUUUUCCACCAAUAAAGGUACACUUGAAUUGACAUGAGUUUUGUUUUUGUUUUUUUUUUUUGCAGGGUGAGUCUUAAUUUUACUUAGAGUGUUAAAGAGUUGGUGCAAAUAUUAAAAAAGAGAAUUAAGGAUACAAAAGUUAAAGACCAAAAAAGAAAAAAAAAGAAGACGAAAGAACAUCAUUGGAAAGAAAUGAUAAAAGUUUGAAAGGUCAAAAACUACUUGACAAAAAGAGAAAAACUGUCUUCAAUGGAGAAAAAAGAAAAGAGACAUGUUAAAAGAAAAUCAAAAGUUAAAGAAAUUUCUUACGAAAUAAUAAAUGAAGACACUGAAGAUGUCAAAUUACCAGAAAAGAAAAGACAAAAGAAAGAAAAAAAGACAUCAUUUGAAGUAACUGAUGAAGAAAAACCAGGCUGUUCCCAUCAACUGGAGAGAGGGUAUCAUGUGAAGAGAAGUACAGAACCUAGCAUCGUUAUUUUGGAUCUGGAGACUACAGGCUUGAUUUGUGGAGGAAUAAUUCCUCAUAUAACACAAAUUGCGGCCAUGGAAUACAGUUCGAAGAAACGGUUUUCAAAAUAUAUUUGUCCAGAACUUUCGAUUUCACCUCAUGCAGAGAUGCUGACAGGUAUAAGUUGGAAUGGCGAAACACUCCUAUACAGAGGUAAACCUGUUGAAUGUGUGGGGAUAAAGACCGCACUCAACGAUUUUACGACCUGGUUGCAGAAAUUUCAUGAUGUCACGAUAGUUGCACACAAUGGCCGGCGCUUUGAUUUCCAAGUCUUGUCUACAGCUGUUCAUAAUUGUAGGCUAUCAGAUAUAUUUAACUCUUCGCUCACGGGAUUCUGUGAUUCGCUCGAUAUUUUUCGAUAUAAAUACCCUCAGCUUAAAAAACACACUCAAGCAUAUCUGGCAGACCAUUUUGGUGCAGGGUCAUACAAUGCUCACAAUGCAGUGGACGACGUUGAAACAUUAAACAGAAUCUUAAGAAAUGCUUGUGUUACGAUCAGUGACUUAAUAAAACACUCCGACGAGUGUUGGGAAAAUAAAGGCAUGUAACUAUACAGAAGAUCAAAAGAGUUUAUAAGAACAUUCAAUGUUUUGAUAAUGCAUACCCGGAUUUGUUUAUCCUCCUAAAUUGCAUUACAUGUUUAUAAUUUUUGUUGCAGAUAUAUAUGCAGUCAUUUGUUGUAACACGAUAAAAUUAUUGUGAUGACUUAAUUUCGCCUAUCUUAAAAUUAAUAUUUCAUUCAAUUAGUUUUUUUUCAUAUGCAGAUAUGUAAUACUUACAUAUAUUGUAGCCUUGUUAUCUCUCUUUUUACAUAUUCAAUUUUUAUAUCAUAAAAUAAGUUAUGGUCGACUGAUACCAAAAUUUCUUUGUUCUAUUGUGUCUCUGAUUAAGCGUUUUCUUCUUCUCCUACUAUAUCCUAAUGAGUUUUACAACAAAAAUGUAUAGUUAUGAAAUUCUCUUAUGACAAAAAAACUACUUAAAAUCACACAUCGUUGAUGUGCUGAAAAGGUCGUGCUCUAUAACCUAAUUAAAAAAAUUUGCAUAAAAUUAUAGGACUUAAAAAAACGAGGAAAAGUCAUUGUGAUAGAUGAGAUCUGUUUUAUUAAAAAAUAAUAAUAACAAACCACUCUUUAAAUAUUGCAUACAAAAUCUUCACUCCGUUGUAUUGUAAAUAUUUUUAUUGUAUUUGAGGUUGUCUUGCUUUUAAUCGUAAUUGGUCACAUUAACUUAUUUCUUUUAUGGUAGUGUUAAUGAUGCAGUAGAAUUACAUAUGCAGAUAUAAAAUUUCACAUUUUUUGAAAAUAAAAUCAUUGAAAAUACUUUUAGUUUGUAAAUUGGUAAAGCGAGUUUGUUUAAAAUGUUUUGUUCAUGAAGUUAUCUUUGAAUGUUCUAUGACGGUAGAGUUUUUGUAUUGCAGUUGUUAAUGAAAUACCGUACAUACAAUAUACCACCUGGAUACCAGAAAUUGCUUUUCAUCUAAAAAUUUAUGUUUUUUUCUAAUGAUAAAAUUUUACAUAACAUCCUAAUGAAUAUAUAUUGCAAUUUGAAAACGUUAUCAAUACUGAUUUAAGUUCAAGAACAAAACAAAUUCAUGUUUGUUGGAAAAUGUAUACCGAUUAACUAUUGUCACAGGUUGUUUUUGAACAUAAAAGCAUCUACUUUUAUAAAUGCACGAUCAAUUAAGCAACAACAUUUUCUUCUUUCCAAAAUGGUAUUUUUCCCCCGGACUCAAUGAUUUUUUUUGUGCUUUCUUUUCAAUAAUAGGCAGGUAUUAACAAUCAGGUGGCAGGACUAUUCUCGCGAAAGUUUUGCCAAGGUUUUAGCUUGAAUUGGAUAUUUUAGGUGUAGUCGAAAUGUGGUUUGAAGUAA